AUGGCUCUGUCCCUGGCCGGCGAGCCGGUCCCCGGAGACGGCGGAGACGCGCUCGGGAUGAGCCCCGCCAGCCUCGCUCCCUACUACCCCGCGUUCCUCCCCCCCGCCCCGUACUUCGAGGCGGCCCCCGACCUCUUCCAGCCCGUGAAGUCCCUGGGCGGGCUGGUCCCCGCCUCCCCGUCUCUGCCCCCCUUCAGCUUCAGCAGGGUCCCCGCUUUCCUGAGCCAGCCGCCCCCCCCGCCCGCCGAGCCCUUCCCCGGCCUCCCCCUGCCCCUCUGCUUCAAGCCGCCGGCCCCCUUGCCCCCGCGGGAGGGCUCGUCCGGCGGGGCGGGGGCCCCGGGCUCGCCCCCGCGGUCCUUCCCGAGCCCCCCGCGCUGGGCUGCCCGCAGCCCGGGGGCCGGCGGGCCGGCGGGGCAGAGCUACAGGUACCACUUCACCGAGGAGGAGCUCAACGCGGUGCUGUACGGGGCGCUCCGGAGCAGCCAGCUGGCCGGGAGCCUCCACGCCAUCUCGGGGCUCCGGGUGUCCCCCGCCAGCCCGGGUGCUGCGGACUCCUCCUCCGCUCCGCCGCUCGACAGGGACUCGCUGCAGCUGCCCGAAGGGCUCUCGGUGCUGCGGGUGGCGUACGGGGACGUGUCCCAGCUCGGAGUCUUCUGCACGGACCCCAUCCCCAAAGGAGUCCGCUUCGGCCCUUUCCAAGGCAAAGUGGUCAACACCAGCGAGAUCAAGACUUACGACGACAACUCGCUGAUGUGGGAGAUCUUUGAAUACGGCCGCCUGAGCCACUUCAUAGACGGGAAGGGAGCCUCUGGCAACUGGAUGUCCCUGGUGAACUGCGCCCGCUUCCCCGAGGAGCAAAACCUGACGGCUAUCCAGUGCCAGGGGCAAAUCUUCUACGAGAGCUGCAAGGAAAUCUUGCCGAAGCAGGAGCUGCUGGUGUGGUACGGCGAUUGCUACGUGCAGUUCCUGGGCAUCCCCAUCAGCCUGAAGGGCAUGCCGGAGGGCAAGAGACCCCCGCAGCACCCCGAAGAAGCCGGGGAGAGCUUUAAGUGUGAGCACUGCGGCAAGGUUUUUGCCUACAAGUACUACCGGGACAAGCACCUCAAGUACACUCGCUGCGUGGACCAGGGGAACCGCAAAUUUCCUUGUCACCUUUGUAACCGAUCCUUUGAAAAAAGAGACAGGCUGAGGAUCCAUAUUCUCCACGUUCACGAAAAGCAUAGACCUCACAAGUGCUCUGUAUGUGGGAAGAGCUUUUCUCAGUCCUCUAGCCUGAACAAACACAUGAGGGUUCACUCCGGGGAGCGCCCCUACAAAUGUGUCUACUGCAACAAGGCAUUCACGGCAUCCAGCAUCCUGCGCACUCACAUCCGCCAGCACUCAGGGGAGAAGCCCUUCAAGUGCAAGCACUGCGGCAAAGCCUUCGCCUCGCACGCAGCCCACGACAGCCACGUGCGGCGCACGCACAGCAAGGAGAAGGGCUGCACUUGCUCGGUGUGCGGCCAACACUUCCCGGAGCAGGAGGAUUACCACUUCCACAUGAAGAUUCAUGCCGCUCAUUAG
Molecule: messenger RNA, 1563 nt
Organism: Aquila chrysaetos chrysaetos
Lineage: Eukaryota; Metazoa; Chordata; Aves; Accipitriformes; Accipitridae
Gene: PRDM14
Product: PR/SET domain 14
Biological process (GO): regulation of transcription by RNA polymerase II
Cellular component (GO): nucleus
Molecular function (GO): RNA polymerase II transcription regulatory region sequence-specific DNA binding; protein binding
Source: RefSeq, a predicted model, not a curated record